AUGGGGCCCAAGACACCCCCACAGCUCCCUGGGAAAUGGCAAGUGCUGUGCAUGUUGUCCUUGUGCUGCUGGGGCUGGGUGUCUGGGCAGCUUCGUUACUCAGUGGUGGAGGAGUCUGAGCCGGGGACGCUGGUGGGGAAUGUUGCUCAGGAUCUGGGCUUAAAGAUGACAGAUCUGUCAAGCCGCCGACUGCGGCUGGGCUCUGAGGAGAAUGGGCGUUAUUUUUCCCUGAGCUUGGUAAGUGGUGCUCUGGCAGUGAAUCAAAAGAUUGACCGCGAGAGCCUGUGUGGAGCCAGCACCAGUUGCCUGAUGCCAGUGCAGGUGGUGACUGAACACCCCUUGGAACUAAUUCGAGUAGAAGUAGAGAUCCUAGAUCUCAAUGACAACUCUCCCAGCUUUGCCACCUCUCAGCGAGAGAUGCGCAUCUCAGAAUCAGCUGCACCUGGGGCUCGAUUCCCACUGGAUAGUGCCCAGGAUCCAGACGUGGGCACCAAUACUGUGAGCUUCUACACUCUAAGCCUCAGUGACCAUUUCUCACUGAAUGUGAAGACCCUGAAAGAUGGAAAGCUGUUCCCAGAGCUGGUGCUAGAGCAGCAACUGGACCGAGAAACCCAGGCCAGACAUCAGCUGGUGCUCACUGCUGUGGAUGGGGGCACCCCAGCCCGCUCAGGGACCACCCUCAUCUCUGUCACUGUGCUGGAUGUCAAUGACAACGCUCCAACCUUCCAGUCCUCAGUUCUGCGUGUGGGCCUCCCAGAGAAUGCACCCAUAGGUACACUGCUGCUCUACCUCAAUGCCACCGAUCCAGAUGAAGGGACCAAUGGCCAACUAGACUAUUCUUUCGGGGAUCAUACAUCAGAGGCAGUGCGGAAUCUCUUUGGCCUAGAUCCCAGCAGUGGAGCAAUCCAUGUGUUGGGUCCCAUCGACUUUGAGGACUCAAGUUUCUACGAAAUUCAUGCAAGAGCUCGUGACCAUGGACAGCCAGCCAUGGAGGGCCACUGUGUGAUCCAGGUUGAUGUGGGGGAUGCCAAUGACAAUGCCCCAGAGGUUCUGCUGGCUUCCUUGGUCAACCCUGUCCUGGAGAGCACAUCAGUAGGCACAGUCGUGGGGCUGUUUAACGUGCGGGACCGAGACUCGGGUAGAAAUGGUGAGGUGAGCCUUGCUAUCUCUCCAGACCUGCCAUUUCAGAUCAAGCCAUCUGAGAACCACUACUCAUUGCUAACCAGCCAGCCCUUGGACCGAGAGACUACAUCACAGUAUAUCAUUGAGCUUCGGGCCAGUGAUGCUGGCUCACCUCCCCUGCACACACACCUCACCAUCAGGCUCAACAUUUCAGACAUUAAUGACAAUGCACCUCACUUCACCCAGCAGCUCUACACAGCUUAUAUACCAGAAAACCAGCCCCCCGGCUCUCUUCUCUGCACUGUGGCUGCCGUGGACCCAGACACUGGAGAUAAUGCCCGCCUCAUCUACUCCAUCAUAGGGAGUCUGACCCAGGGAUCCCCUGCCUCCUCCUUUGUGUAUGUCAACCCUGAGGAUGGGCGAGUCUUUGCUCAGCAUACCUUUGACUAUGAACAGCUGCAGAUGCUGCAGAUAGUGGUGGGCGUUCGAGACUCUGGCUCUCCCCCACUGCACGCCAAUACGUCUCUGCAUGUGUUUGUUCUGGACCAGAAUGACAAUGCUCCAGCUGUGCUGCACCCCCGGCCUGGCUGGGAAUUCUCAGCCCCUCAGCGGCUUCCUCGCUCUGCCCCUCCUGGAUCCUUGGUCACCAAGGUGACAGCUGUGGAUGCUGAUGCAGGCCACAACGCGUGGCUGUCCUAUUCACUGUUGCCACAGUCCACGACCCCAGGACUGUUCUUGGUGUCUGCACACACGGGGGAGGUGCGCACAGCCCGGUCCUUGCUGGAAGAUGACUCUGCCACCCAGAGGGUGGUAGUCCUGGUGAGGGACAAUGGCGACCCUUCACUCUCCUCUACAGCCACAGUGCUGCUGGCUCUGGAGGAUGAGGACCCUGAGGAAAUGCCCAAGUCCAGUGACUUCCUCACAAACCCGCCUGAGCGUUCAGACCUUACCCUUUACCUCAUUGUGGCCCUGGCGACCAUCAGUGUCUUAGCCUUAGUCACCUUCACCUUUCUGUCAGCUAAGUGCCUUUGUGGGCGUGCAGAUGGGGACGAGGGCGGGGGACAGUGCUGCAGGGGCCAGGACUCGCCCUCUCGGGACUUUUAUAAGCAGUCCAGCCCCAACCUGCAGGUGAGCUCAGAUGGCACGCUCAAGUAUAUGGAAGUGACGCUGCGGCCCACGGACUCACAGAGCCAUUGCUACCGGACGUGCUUUUCGCCAGCCUCGGACGGCAGUGACUUCACCUUUCUCAGGCCCCUCAGUGUCCAGCAGCCCUCAGCCCUGGCAUUAGAGCCCGAUGCCUUCCGGUCCCGCUCUAAUACUCUGCUGGAGCGGAGCCAGCAAGCCCCACCCAACACGGACUGGCGUUUCUCUCAGGCCCAGAGACCUGGCACCAGCGGUUCCCAAAAUGGCGAUGAAACUGGCACCUGGCCCAACAACCAGUUUGACACAGAGAUGCUUCAAGCCAUGAUCUUAGCCUCUGCCAGUGAAGCUGCUGACGGGAGCUCCACCUUGGGAGGGGGCGCUGGCACCAUGGGCCUGAGUGCCCGAUAUGGGCCCCAGUUUACUCUGCAGCACGUGCCUGACUACCGCCAGAACGUCUACAUCCCCGGCAGCAAUGCCACACUGACCAACGCAGCUGGCAAGCGAGAUGGCAAGGCUCCGGCAAGUGGCAAUGGCAACAAGAAGAAAUCGGGCAAGAAAGAGAAGAAGUAA
Elephantulus edwardii (Cape elephant shrew) is the source of this 2835-nucleotide messenger RNA. RefSeq names its product protocadherin gamma-C5-like. Gene Ontology annotation, biological process: homophilic cell-cell adhesion. Gene Ontology annotation, cellular component: plasma membrane. The record is from RefSeq and is a predicted model, not a curated record. Lineage: Eukaryota; Metazoa; Chordata; Mammalia; Macroscelidea; Macroscelididae. Bases 1 to 2835 code for a protein of 944 amino acids. Gene Ontology annotation, molecular function: calcium ion binding. The transcript has 4 exons.